Tripterygium wilfordii is the source of this 1795-nucleotide messenger RNA. RefSeq names its product ACT domain-containing protein ACR6. The record is from RefSeq and is a predicted model, not a curated record. Bases 90 to 1421 code for a protein of 443 amino acids. Lineage: Eukaryota; Viridiplantae; Streptophyta; Magnoliopsida; Celastrales; Celastraceae. The transcript is spliced from 8 exons.
UGCCCGCGGGCAGGUUUUAUUGUUGUGGACUAUGAGUCUCUUCGGUUUGGUUUUCUUCUUUUGAGGAGAAUUUGAGGGGGUUUGAAGACAUGGACGAUGAGUAUGCUAAGCUUAUCAGGAGGAUGAACCCUCCAAGGGUUGUGAUUGACAACGAUGCUUCUGAGGACGCCACUGUUAUCCAGGUUGGUAGCGUCAACAAGCAUGGAAUUCUACUUGAAGUUGUCCAAGUUCUCACUGAUAUGGACCUUACAAUAACAAAAGCAUAUAUCUCUUCUGAUGGGGGAUGGUUUAUGGAUGUGUUUAAUGUGAUUGACCGUGAGGGGAACAAAAUCAGAGAUUUUUCGGUCAUCGAGUAUAUCCAACGGAGGAUUGAAAGAAAUGCUGGAUAUGUAUCCUCCUUGAGAGGAUCUGUUGGGGUGGUGCCUUCUGAAGAGCAUACCUCAAUUGAGCUUACUGGAACAGAUAGGCCUGGUUUGUUGUCCGAAGUAUGUGCAGUUCUUGCAGACCUUCACUGCAAUGUGGUAAAUGGUGAGAUAUGGACGCAUAACGCUAGGGCUGCAGCUGUUGUUCACGUGACUGAUGAUUCAACAGGAUCUGCAAUUAAGGAUCUAAAACGUCUUGCAACUAUAAGGGAAUUGCUUUGCAAUGUUCUCAAAGCAGACAAUGACUUGAAGACACCAAAAACCACUCUUUCUCCUCCUGGGGUAACCAGUAGGGAGAGGAGAUUACAUCAGAUUAUGUUUGCUGAUAGGGACUAUGAAAGAAUUGAAAACGUCGGAUUAGGAGAAGUCGAGGACAAGAGUUUGAGACCCCAUGUUACAAUGCUGAAUAUCGAAAAAGAUUAUACUGUGAUCACUAUGAGAUCAAAAGAUCGCCCGAAACUGCUGUUUGACAUUGUAUGUACUCUAACAGAUAUGCAGUAUGUAGUCUUUCAUGGAAUGGUUCACACAGGAAGGAAUGAAGCUUAUCUGGAAUUUUAUAUUCGACAUGUAGAUGGGUUUCCUAUAAGCUCAGAAGCUGAGAGAGAACGGGUUAUACAGUGCCUUGAAGCUGCCAUUGAAAGGCGGGCGUCCGAGGGACUUGAGCUUGAAUUGUACACCGAUGAUCGGGUAGGGCUCCUCUCAGACAUCACCAGGAUUUUCCGCGAAAACAGCUUGUCAAUCAAGAGAGCAGAAAUCUCUACAAAAGGCGGAAAAGCCAGAGACACAUUCUAUGUCACUGAUGCGACCGGAAACCCAUUAGAUCCUAAGAUUAUCAAAUCGAUUCGCGUGGAAAUAGGGCUGACAAAACUGCUGGUUAAACGCAACUCUAAUUGUUUGCCAGAGCCACCAGAAGAGACCACAACUAUGGGAUCUCUCUUUGGGAGCCUCUUUAAAGUUAGAAAUUUUCAGAACUUCAAAUUGAUCAGAUCAUAUUCCUAAUCUCAUUGUGGUACAUAUCAGUUAUCGCAUAUUGAUACUGUACAGAAUCAUGAGAUAUCUCAAACCCAGAAGCAGUAGGUACAGAAGAAGGAAAUUGUAUGUACAUAUGGGCACAAAUGUCCUAAUGGCUGAUAGUGUGCAGAAGUUAACAAGAGACCAUCUUGAAUACUGUAAAAAAUACGUACUGGUGGUCCUUGUAGGAUUCUAUGUUGUGUAAAAUUUGUACACUAUGAUAGUUACUUGGGUUGUGUAUACAAUACGAGAAGCUUUGUGCAGGUGUAAUUUGUCAUCGUAUGUUUCAUUAUAUGAAUCCCUGGUUGUACAUUGGUUUGGGAUGGAUUGAUAUAUAUGGCAAGCACAUGUAAAUUUAUGUA